Molecule: messenger RNA, 3757 nt
Organism: Psylliodes chrysocephalus
Lineage: Eukaryota; Metazoa; Arthropoda; Insecta; Coleoptera; Chrysomelidae
Source: the annotation of a GenBank genome assembly
CAAAAUUUGCGUUGCCUAGAGAAUGCGCAUUCAGCUGUUUUUAUAAUUAAGAAUUUCAAUUUUGAACUUAUUUAAUAUUGUGUUUGUGAAUAUAAACUAAAUUAAAUAAAAUGUCCGGUGAAAACCCUUCGAGGAAAAUAAAGAGAUUUUCCGAAUCGGAUAGGAGUUCCGAUUUUGAUGCUGCCACUCAAAAAGCCCUAGAAGAAAUUGAUGUUUGUCAAAACGAAAUUGAUACAAUAAAUGAAAAAUCCAGUGAAGAGAUACUUAAAAUUGAACAAAAGUACAACCAACUGAGGAAGCCUUUCUAUGAAAAGAGGAAUAACUUGAUAAGCAACAUUCCUAAUUUUUGGAUUACGGCCAUAAUGAACCAUCCUGAUCUAAACGCACUAUUGGAUGACACCGAGGAAGAUUGCCUCCACCAUCUGACACGACUGGAAGUAGAGGAAUUCGAAGAUAUCAAGUCUGGCUACUGGAUCAAAUUUUAUUUUGAGGAGAAUCCAUAUUUUGAAAACUCCGUCAUUACCAAGGAAUAUCAUUUAGACUGUACUACCCCAACAUCCAAGAGCACUCAAAUAAUCUGGAAAGAGGGUUGUAAUCUGGGUCAGACCCUGGAAGCAAAUCGUUCCAGCAGAAAGCGCCGUCACGAACCAUCAAAGACGUUUUUUGGUUGGUUCAAUGAUAAUGUAGAUCCCUACACUGACGAUAUCGCUGAGGUCAUCAAGGACGAUCUCUGGCUCAAUCCCCUGCAGUAUUACUUGGUGCCUGAUGCUGAUGGCGAUGAGAACGGCGUCGAAGGUGAUGACACCAGCAGCGAAGACAAUGAGGGAUAAUUUUUCACUCAAUUAAAUCUAAGUUAACUGUUCUCUUACAAAAAAACUUAUAUAUUUAUCUUACGCGUUCAGCACUGGCGUGGAAAAAACUUUUUUGUACCCUCCAAAUAAAUAAUCAUUUUAAUAAAUAUAUAUAAUUAUAUUAAAAUAUAUGCUCGGGGCCUGCGUCACACUGUCUAAAAAGAUUAUUAAACAUUCUUGGAUCAUGUUUAUGUCUACUUAAGACGAUACCAUAUGGAAAACUUUUUUAUUAUUAGUUUUAUGCAAAAUAAGUUGUUCUUCAUAAAAAGUUCUGCUAAAAUACAAACAUUAGAUAUCAAAUUUUUUUAGUCAUGUACAAGGUUUGUCAAAAAAUAUAAAUUUUAUGCAACAGUAAAGUUUAUUUUUAACAAUAUUGAAAAUUAUUAAGAAAGUUGACCAGAAUUGAAAACUACGGUCACAUAUCCAUUUCUUGUAUUUUAUAAAUUUUAACUCGUGUUUUGACAUUUACUGUCAAAGAUUUGUCAGUGCAUCCUAAACUAAAUAUCACUUUUAUUUAUUUUAUAAAUUCCAACUAGUGUUUAAUUGUCUUUAAUUUGUUUUUCAAUGUAUUCUAGAAUAAAUAUCAAUGAGUUAGUAUCUGUUUUUUCAUGGUUGGAUAUCUGAUCGUAGUGUUUAAUUCUGAUCAAUUUUUCUUAAUAACAAUUUUCGAUAUUGUUAAAAGGUAGGUACUUUACUCUUGCAUAAAAGUCAUAUUUUUUGGCAUAUCUUGUACGUGACUGAUUUUUUUUUAUAGCUGAUGGUUGUAUUUUGGGUUUUAGACCAUGUAGAACUUUUUAUAAAGAAUAACUUUUUGAUAAAACUAAUAAUAAAAACGUUUCGUAUUUUGUGCCUACUUAAGUAGACACAUUGUUUAUACGUUUGAGACUCAAAAGUAGGAGUCUGCUGUGAGACAGACAUGGCUUACCAGGUCCGGCAAUACCCUAUCUAAACGUGACACAAGUGUGCAUCCCCCGGUGCUGAACUUGUUAAUGUUUUGUUACUGUUUUGAUUUGUUUAUUGUUUAUUUUGAAAUUAAUAAUCCUUAUUUGGAUAAACUGAUAUGCAUUUUGCACUGAAACAAUUAAUUGUUACCAGUGAUUUAUAAAUAUCUAGUGUUCUUGCAAUUGCACAUAAAGUUGGAUCUUAAAAAUCCAAUGUAGACCUCAAAUUUGGGUUUGGCAUUGUUUAUCAGUUUAUCGCAAUGAAAAAAAUUCCUGACACUUCCACACAUACAUACAUAGUUACCAUUUAAUAUUAAUUUGAGAAUCUCCAGAUGUAUACUAUCAAAUAAGUUGAAUGAGUAGGUAAUUUAAUAAUACACAAAAAUUACAUUAUUGCUUUUUUAUUUUUGUUGCAUUCACAAAAGAGAUGAAAUAUGUUCAAUAUUAUCCAAAAACAUUGUGUAACCAAAUUUAUAGUGACAAAUCUAAAGGGAAUGAUUUUGCCGGCUCAAUCUGCAAAUGUAGUAAGUCCUAAAUGGUAAAUUUUACAGGAAAUUCAAAAAGUUCCUAUACGUUGGUAUAUUAUUUUUUUUAUACCAAAACAUUCUAGAUGUUUAAACAUAUACAGUAAACCAAAUUAUGGAAAAUAAUUAACAAAAUUAGUUUAUUGCUUUUUGGAAAUUAUUUUUAAAAACUCAUUGGACUUUUAACAUUUUUGAUUUUAAAAUAGUAAUUAAAGCAUAAAAAUCAUAAUUAGCCAAAAUUAAACAACUUAAAAAGUAAAUUUUUUCACAAAUUUGCAAGAUGUGCAAGAGAACAUCUUUAUUAUUUAUAAAAAAAGUUACUAUUGUUUGAAAGGCAAAUAGUCUUAAAAUGAGUGACAUUUUUUAAAUUAGCUUUAAAACUAAAGGUCUUCAUACUUUGUUUUUGUUUAAUUAUGGACAUUUGCAUGUUAAGCUGACUAUUUGUAUUUUUGGGUAAAAUUACUCUAAAGUUAACAAAUAAAAGCUCGACCUAUCCAAAUUCUUUGUUGCAACUCUGAAGUACGCAGUAUACAUUAAAAAUCACAUAAUUAUGGUUGGUAUAAUGUAUUACCCAUUUUUACGUGAUUAUUAUUAUUUGUAGAAACAUUUGGAAGAUAUUUUUUUAUUUCUAAACUGACUACAUUUAAUUUAAUGGUUUAACAAGUAGAUUUUAUUGCUCAAUACCAUUCUGAAAAUUUACAGUGCCGUGUUACAUUAUAACAUGUUUUCUGUCGCCACUUACAAGUUUUCUCUUAAAUUUUUAUGGUUAUUUUAUUUUCUGUUCGGUACAGCUACGAAAGAGACAUUAUUUUAUUUGAUAAAAUUUUUAUAAAAGUAGUUGAAAUAUUAUAAAUUUUAUCAUAUUCCAUUAAACAAACGCAUAAACGACAGAGUUAUCAACAAUUAUUUGUUUUAAUUCAGCUCUUAGUUUUUAUGGAUUACUACUGAGCUUUUAAUUUUUUUUUUUUUUUAAUUAUAUACAGUGGUUGAUCAGAAUGGAAAUAAUUGAAUCGGUGAGUUCGAAAACCGUACAAGUCCAAAAUUUUACCUUUUCAAGUAAGAUAGCCACUUUGUUGAAAAUUUGUCUCUUCAUCGAUGGAGCUUAAAAACCGUACUAGAUACCUAUCCGUUAACGUAAUACAGCUGAUUACACCCGUGAAAUUAGGCGAAAAACCGUACAUAAUCGUGACUCGUUAAAAGGUUUUUAUUGUUUUUCUCGGAAGGUUUAUUUUGGACAUGUACGGUUUUCACCGAUUCAAUUGUGAAGUUACAGAUGUUGGUACUGGUGAUUACAGUAACUCAAGUGCUAUGAAUACCUUAUAUUUUUAAUAACUAAAUAAAUCUACCAGUUUUAUAAUAUCAAGAUUUUUCAUAUUGAAAAUACGAAAAUGUUAGUUAAAAUUAGGUGUGUACGUAUUUUUAAAUAAAUGGGUGAAAGUCA